Zeugodacus cucurbitae (melon fly) is the source of this 1943-nucleotide messenger RNA. Its product is annotated as neurofilament heavy polypeptide. Lineage: Eukaryota; Metazoa; Arthropoda; Insecta; Diptera; Tephritidae. The coding region runs from base 374 to 1900 and encodes 508 amino acids. The record is from RefSeq and is a predicted model, not a curated record. The transcript is spliced from 4 exons.
UUUAACGUCAUUCGUUCAAAAGAAACGAGUAAUUAAGUUGAACGGAUGCGCGGCGUUACGUUGUGAAGUGGAAAAUUUAUUUUAUAAAAUUUACAUGUUUUCGUGUACAACAAAUUUAUAAAUUACCGGAAUAAGUGACUUUAAAAAGUUGUAAUUGCAUAAACAAUAAAAUUGUAUGAAUAUUAUUAAUCCUUAUCGCAAAAAUAUUGUGUAAAAAGGUGCAGUGGAAGAAAAUUUUCGUUGUGCGCGUUGUUGUGAAUCACGUAUAUAGAAUAACAUUGAAAGCGCAAAAUAAAUUUGACUUAUUGGUACGGAAUAUCUGUGUCGCGCAAUUGAAAUUAAUAUAAAAUAUAUUUUAAAGAAAAAAGUUAAAAUGUCUGAAGUUGCGAAUAAUAGUGAAAUUCAGCAGAGCACUGUACCAGUUGAACAGACGAUUGUUGAAACGGGGGAAACAGUGUCGACAAGCGCGCCCACGUCGACUGAGGCAGAGGAGAUAUCAACUGCGGCCGAAAAGCAAGUGGUCAACAACAGCAUUGAAGCUGAAUGUGCGUCAGGCGAUGCGGGCACUAGCGCUGCGGAGGCGGCCAAACCAACGGAAUCUUCACCUAAAGUGGAAAGCAAGAAGACUCCCGCGAAACGCACACCUUCAAAACGGAUGUCUUUCAUAGAACGGGCGCAAAAGGAAAGUGAAGAGCUUGUUAAAAAUAUGGGUGGUAGUUUGGAGUUAGAUGGUGGAAGACGUACACGGUCAAGCACACGUGGUACACCAACGCGCGCUUCUGCGGCAUCCACUCCACCACCUGCGAAAAAGGCGCGUACAUCUCCGGCAAAUGCCAGCAGCACUCCGUCCCGUGCUCGAGGUCGUGGAAGGAAGAUUGAGAUAUCAGAGGAUUCGGAAGAAACCAAAGAGGUUGCGGAGCCAAAAGCAACUAAAACACCAGAGAAGUCUAAAAGCCCAAAAAAGAAACAAGCUUCUUCAAACAAAGUGAACAACGCAUUAAAAGAGUCGUCCGAGCCUGACACUGAAUUAUCUGCCCCUGAAGAAGUUGCUGAAAAGUCUACAGAAAACAAAGAGGAAGAAUCGGUACAAUCAUCCUCAAGUGUGGAGCAAUCUGAAGACCAAACAGAUGCUAAAACCGAAACGGAAACUAUUUCAGAAGAUAAACAGAACAAAGAGCAAAAUGUAGUUCCUACAGAAGUGGAACAAGAUUUAUCAGCUGAACCUAAUGACAGUGAAACACCAAUGGACACAAGUGAGCCAAUAUCGUCUGAAGAACCAAUAGCCACAACACCAACUUCUGAAGCUAAUGUGCCAGAAGAACCUGCAGAUGUUGAAAUUGUUCCAGUAGAAAUCACAGAAUCAACUAACGUAGAAGGAACAGUUGCGGUGCCAAAAGAUGUACCCUGUGAAGCAAUGGAAGUCGAUUCAAAUUCAAAAAGCAGUGAUGUUGAGCUCAUUGAAUCUACACCGUCUGUUAUUCCACCGACAACAAAUGAAAAGGAUAGUUCUGCGCCGCUUGUUGAAUCCCAAACGAGUCAAGAGGUUGUAACUGAAGAAGAAAAAUCAACAAUUGAAGAACCAGCUAAAGAUAAUGAAGUUGAAAGCGAGGUAGACGCUAAGGCAGAAGAUACACCACAAGCGCCGGUCGCUUGUGAUGUGGGGAGCGUGGAACCGAAUGCAGACACGUUACCUGAAAAAAAUGAUGUUUGUGCCAACAACGUAAAAGAAGAUGUGGCUGCGGAAAAACCAGCUACUGUUGAAAUUGAAAAUUCAGAAAUUGAAGCGAAUGCCAACAAUGAUGAAGGUGUUAAGCCAGAAAAUGAGUUGUGUGUACCCAAAGUCGUGUCGCCAUCAAUAACCAAUGCAAAUUCAGAUGGCACUGUGGCAACGAUUUUGUAAAUGUGACGUACAACGACUUCAACAUUUAUUACAAUAGUUAACC